AUGGAGGACGAGGCGCUGCAGCGGAGGCUCCCGACCUUCCGGGAGGGCGACUUCUCUUCUUCGGGGGCGCGCUCCCCCGCUACAACGGCGGCGGCAUCUUCGUCAUCUUCUUCGUCUUCGUCUUCGUCUUCCAUCCUCCAAUCGCUCCCUCUCCACGUGGUAGGCUUCUGCUCGUGAGCUUCUUUCAUUUUUUCGGCGAUUCCUUUUUCAUGAUGCAGCGUUGCUGAUUUUUUCUUUGUCCUCGUGCUAUGAAAUUCAAUCGUUUGGAAUGUCCGGUGGAAAUGGACUCCGGAUAGUCGUUCGAUCAUGGAUAUUAUCUUCUCGUGAAAGCCAUCCAGGAGCUUCGGGAGAAGAAGAAGGGCCUGGUAGUCACCGUCGGCAUCGGGGGACCGAGUGGGUCCGGCAAAACCAGGUAAACCGCCUUGAAUGUUGUGUGUGAUCCGUGAAACAUUCGUUUCAUUUAUGUUGGAAUGUCCGUUAAACUCUGUCUUACUUCUACUCGUCUUGGACGAAAGCUUGGCAGAGAAGGUCGCCUCCGUCCUUGGCUGUGUCAUCAUUUCCAUGGACAACUAUCGCAUUGGUGUGGACGAUGGGAAUGACUUGGAUUCUAUAGAUUUUGACGCCUUAGUCAAAAACCUGCAGGUUCAGUAACAUUAAAUGAUUUUUAUUACAAUGCUGAGGUUAUUGGGAAGAGACGUGUGGGGUAGCUCUUGUUUACCAUGACUCACUUUUUCCAAUCUACAUCUGCUGUCGGAAGAGUAGGAUUUGGUGAAUGGUAGGGACACACUUACCCCAGUCUUUGAUUUCCGAGAAAAGAGGCGUGUUGGCUCGUACCCAGUGAAGAUACCACCAUCUAGAGUGGUAUGCUUUUUAAAUCCAGUUCCAGUCCCUCGAUAUUAUCUCUGUUUAAUCAUAAGAUCCCCCAGUUCCAUUAUUUUCUCAGGUGAUUGUCGAUGGUGCAUAUGCCCUUCAUUCAUUACUUCGAUCGUUGCUUGAUAUAAGGGUGGCAGUGGUGAGUUUCUUCAACUGCAAAUAGAUGCACUGCGUGCUGAGUUAAAUUUUUAUGUUUAGCUGGACAUGAUUUUGUGAUUUCAGGUAGGCGGUGUGCACUUCAGUCUCCUUUCUAAAGUACAACAUGACAUUGGGGACUCAUGCUCGCUUGAUUUUCUCAUUGACAGUAUCUUUCCUUUGUUCAGGAAGCACAUUGAGCCUGACCUUCAUCAUGCUCAGGUCAGUGUUCUCGUUUUCCACUUUCUACAUUCUUUACUCAUGACUGGCUUGUAUAAAUGAUAGUUUUGAUCAAUGGAUUUUGUCUAUUUUGCACAGAUCAGAAUCAAUAAUAGCUUUGUCUCAUCGUUCAGGGAGGCUUACUACAAAUUAAAGUGCAAAAGUGAGGUUUGACCUCUUUCUGCUUAACUCUGCAGUUGUUUCUAAUCAUUCUUCUUAAAGCUUUCGCAUACGUUUAUUCUUUCGUUUCACUCUAUGCAUUUCUCUACAUAUGAUUAGCUUCCUUUAUUUCUGUUUUUUAAUACUUGAAACAUGAAUACGGAUAUUUGGCUUGAAACUUUUUGUUCCUUAGUUGGUAAAUAUAUAAUAUACCAUCGUGAAAGGUUUUGGAAACAACUUCCUCAUGUUCUGGCCUGUAUGUUGAUAGUCAUAGUUUGAGUCAUUAUCUUCAUAUCUACAUAGCUACAUCUGGGAUUCUGGGCUUCAGUAUUUCCAUCUAUAUUAAUUAAGAUAAAUUAUUACUCAAUUUUUCAUGUCUUUUCUCACUUCCUUCUAGAGCUCAACUCUGAAGGCCUGAACUGUAGUUUGCUCGUUUUACUGUCUUGUUCAUUCUAGUUUGUUGUUCAUCAUGAUAUAUUUCCUAUAUAUGUUGAUGCAAACAUUUCCGCCGUCCACCGGAUUUUAUACUCUCAUAGAUUUGAAUUUACUUCUUCUUUGUACCUUCUAGAUGCAAUUCUUAUGCAGCCCUGAGAUUUGUCUUAUGGUUUAACUCUUUGUUAUUGAACAGUCUCCAAUUGGGCACGCUAUUUUCUCUUCUUAUGGAAGUGAUGUUCGAACAGAGAAGUGAGUUCCUUUUCUGUUUCAAAGUGCGUAAUAGCUUUUAUUCAUGAAAUAUCAAAUGAAGGGGAUGGAUGUAUGUGUAACUCUAUCAAAAAAUACCUAGUAAUAUAACUAUGCACUACAAUAAUAUGUUGUAGGUCACGUUAGUAACUCAAUUUAUGCACAAUAACAGAUUCUUAUCCUUAUUACAAAAAUCUGGCCCUCACUUUUACCCUGGUCACAUAGCAAAUUAGAAAAACGCCUUUUCAGCCGAAACGUUUUGCCUUUAAUAAUUUUUCUAGUGAGCUAAAGUAAGUGCAAUUUACAAAGAGUAUUUAGAAUGAGAAUUGUGGUCAUGGGUAAAUAACAUAAAAUGCCAAGUUUUAAAAUAGAAAAACACAUGCUGCUUUAUUUCAUGUGUGCCUUAGGUCCUUCUAUUGCCAUUAUUGUCUAGUGAUGUAUUUUCCCUGUUUUUCUUUACCUUCCAGUUUCAUUGAGAUGUACCUUAGGCCUCCUUUUGCCCUUGAAGAAGCAAUGAUAAAUGAUUGGAUUAAGGUGCGACAGUGUGGCAUCAGAUACUAUUUAUCGCUGGGUGAUCAAAGGAUAGUUGACAAGAAUUUUAUCAUUAGACCCAAAGCUGAAUUUGAGGUCAGUGUUCACAGCAAUUUAAUGAGGCUUUGGCUUCUUACAGUCUGAUCCUUCAAUAUACACGUCCUAUCCCAGAGAUUUUGUCUUGACUUUAAAUGAUUGAUGAACAUUAUUUGGUUCAUUCAUGCAUGAUUUUCUGUCUUAUGUCCUUUUUAUUUUUUGUUACAUGGUGUAAGUAUAGAAGCAUGAUGAGUGAGAAAAUAGAUUUAGAGUGUUACAUAUCAUACUGAUUCUCUAAACCUUUACCAGUUGCAUGUGUAUCAUACACGUGAGGUUUAGAUGCAAAACAUUAUGUUGUAUAGUGGCUUAGCCCUCGAUCAUGUUCAAUCCUUGAGACUAUCUUCGGCUUAGGUAUAAUAUGAUUUAUGCAGUGUUUUGGCGCCAUGCAAUUGGCUGGAGUUAACAUGUGCUUACUCCCACAUGAUGCUUGGCUGGUUCAACUGAGGCAAAAAAAAUUCGAGUGGCGAUAACGAAAAAAUGCAAAUACCCUCGUUCUAGUGAAGGGCUCAAUACGUUUACAUUAUUUCACCUGAUACAGUCAGGCUAUGUUCUUAAAGAGUCUAGAAUGUGAUCCUUCAGUCCUUUAAAGAGGAUUCUUCAAAAUUUUCUGUUGUUGUUUUUCCAAUCAUUAAGUUGUGUAGGGUAGACGGUUGAAGAAAAGUGCGCAUUGAACUCUUUCAGACAGGUGUAUAUAUCCAUAUAUAUCUCAUUUAUAUGAAUGGAGAGUUGCUUCUUAUUGGAAAAGUAAUGAUGUCUUUCAUACGCUAGGUGUACAAUGCCAAUACUCAAGUCAAAUAGAAAACAAGAUUUGGUUAGCAUUAGCAUUGAGCAAGGAAAGUGGAUUUCAAGAUUUGUUGGUUGAAACUUUAUGACCUUUUUACUCUAUUUUGAUGGAUAGGAAUAUCAAGAGGGAAAAUUCAUUGAUUUAUUAGUCAGAAAGUGGAUGAACAUGUUUUUAGGGGGAUGUAUCCAUGGUCUUCACCGUCCUGGUGUGGGACAUGGCUGAUGUACUGGACGUUUUUAAGAGCUUGUAAAUUACAGUUUUUCAUAUUCUCUUGUUCUAUUUAAGGAUUAUGUGGUGUUAUUGACUUCUAUAAUCGGUAUCAUAAUUAGGGACGGCUGACAUAUAAUACAUUUUAAGAGCCUUGAUAGCACGUGUAUAAUUUCCUUUCAUUAGUUAAUGAUUAAAUGCUUGAUGGUACUACCCACUUUAAAAUGAUAAAAAGAUUUUGAUAACCAAUAUUCUUUCUUUUACUAGUCACUAGUUUCCUUGUGGUCAUCUUUCUUCUCCUUCUCUCUAGUUUUGGCAAAGGGAAAGGAUUUGUAAUCUGUCAAAGCCAAAGUAUCUACCCUAUAUCAAAUAUUGUUUUUCUGUAAAUGAAUGUGAAGUACUUGGUCUCCCAGGUCAUCUUUCUGCUUUUCAUACCUAUUCAGAUGUUGCCCAACCUCCAGGUCUGUCUGUUGUAUACUUCAAUGCUUCAUUACGUGAAUGACCAUGAGGUUGUCUUUUCCAUUGACUCUGUUUUUUGUUAUAAAGGGUAAGCACCUCUUAUAUUAACAAGUUUUAUAUCUGGGCCAACUUUGAAUCUUCCGAAUGUUAUGUCUUGAAGUCAGUCUAUUUGGAAAAUGCACAGGUUCCUAUUUACUGAAUUUGAGGUGUUUUCGGACGACUAAUGAUUUAAGUCAAUCCUAAGAUCUCUCGGUUUCUCAUUUCAGUGCAACAAAGAUGUGCUACAAGUUAACGUCUAUGUUCAUUCACUGCCUUUUGGUCGUAAAAUGUAUCUUGCCUUAGUGUUUUAUUUAUCACCUUAACUUGUAUGAAUCCUAAUAUUUUUUCUCAUCUUACAGUUGGGUCUCUUUAGAGCCCAAGAAGAUCUUCCAAAUAGGCGUUCUCAAAGUUAUUGUCGUCUCCAGUUUUCUAUUUUUGCCACAAAUUUCGUUUGUUUGACUUGCAGUUUGUGUUUCUUUUGUUAGAGUAUUUUAUAAAGCAGGGCUGUGAUAUUUCCCUGAACUUUAUGCUGUUUUUAUUUCACAUGAAUUCUCAAGAAUUUCUAUUUUUAUUAUUGGUAUUUUUUUCUUUUAACCAUUCACAUACCAUUAAUGAUGAGUUAGUCAGAUACUUGGAAUAGUGAGUGUGUAAUGUCCUAAAUUUUCUUCUUCACCCAAAGUUCAUCAUUAUAAGGAUUUGUAUGUUGCUUUUGCAGUUGAUAUAACUUAGAUCAUAGUAAUUUUCCUUGUUGAUACCUCUGUGUGAGUGCAGAAUUAUUUAUUGAAUAAUUUUUAUGAAUUAUUUAAUGAAUAUUCAUUUCUAUCCGAAGAAAGUAAAGAGCCAAAAGUUUUUCAACGUGUUAAAACCCUCAUUUUGUUUUGUCUAUAAAUCUCUGGUAACAGGUCGGACGGACAACUCUGGGUGGAUUGCUUGCCUUGGGCUACACUGUUGUUGUUAGUUUCAAGAGAGCAGCUACAACAGUUAAUAACGGCAAACUUUUAAUGGCGCUAGAAAAUGUAGAUCUUCUUAGUGACACAUUCCUAGUGCUGAAGGGUACGAGCAGAAAGGUAAAACUAAUUUUCAUCUAAUUUUAUAUGGGUUAUAACCGAAAUUUGAAGUAUACUGUGUUCCAUCUCGUAGUUUUUCAACACAGUUUUUUUCUUGAAAGUCAUCUGAAUAUUUCUUUGUUUUGGUACUCAGCUGUACCUUUGGUUGAUUCCGUGAUAAAUCUUUUCCUUCUUUCGUUUAUCAUGAGUUGUCAGAUUAUUUUUCUUGUCAAAGAAUGUACAUCUUUCAUUUCUUUUGGUCUGCUGUUUUCCUCACCAAUGGCAUCAGUUUGCCUUAUCUCAUUACUAGUAGAAUGGAACUGAAAAAGAGACGUUCCGGCUGGGCCUAUCUAUACAGUCCAUCAUCAUGAAACAAGGACUUCCAAAUCAAAUCUAAGUAGCCUAAAAUAGCAUCAUACCCUGGUACCCAAAAGGAAAUGGGGAAUCGGCUUUCUACCUUUAGGGGAGCUCAUUUUUUAUGUGAAAUAACUUUUUAAAGGGAAGGUAGGCGAAAAGACCGCAGCAGUGGAAUUUUAAUUCUUUAGUGAAGAAGGUAUUUUAUAUCAGUAGGCCAGACAAUACCGUAAGGAAAACAAGGGUCUUUCAUAAACACUCUCUAUCAUGCCACUCUUUUUUCCAUACUAAUAGGCUGGCAGUAGUUAAUUUGCUGAAUGCUUAUCUCUCUUCUUCAUUUCCCGAAGUUGGUUGAUUCUUUCCGAGGUUGUUAUAUCAAAUUAGAAUCCAGAUUUAAGGAAGGCUAUUUGAAACUGCAAUGUGAUCUUCGUUACGAAGUAGAGAACUACUUGGAAAUAACUUGUCUGUUGAGGAACCUUGUGAGAACGCUGAAAAUUUCCAAAGCAGAAUAUUAGAAGUGCAAAAAUGGAAGAUAUGUUUCGUGAGGUAAACUUGAAAUUGCAUAGCAAUGGCUUAAAAAUCCCUGUUUCUCAUUUCGAGCAAUUUUCUUCAAUCUGGAUUACAUUCAACACCUGUGGAACAUUAGUUCGCUAAUUUCAAAAGGGCAUAAUCCCAUAAGAAACAGGAAGGAACAUGGCUUUUAACAAAAAUGAUUUUAGAAGCUCUAGAAAUCCAAGAUGGAAGCUCUAAAAGCUGAUGACCAAAUAGCCACUUUUCAUCAUAUGAUCUUGCAUUUAGUAGUCUAAAACGAAUUUAUAACUUUUUGCCUGCUCAAGCGUUGUUGGCAAGGAAGCAGAAAGCUAUGGAAUAAUGGCUUUAAGAAGUUUACAAGGAUGCUUUACCUCCAAGCUAUGUAAUGACUAGCUUGAUUGUAAAAUCAGAAUUCAGAGAUGUUUUUCUUUACUAUCUGUACACAUCUCCAUAAAGAUCAUAAUUCGUCUUUUGCCCUUGGAAGAUAAGGUAAUUAGAUUGAAGUUUAAUAUGGAUGAAAAUAAAUCUAUGAGCCCAGUUAACUUUCCUCCAUAAUUCUUUCAAAACUUUCGGUACGGUGUGAUGCUAGUCAUUAGAAAGUUGUAAGGGAGGCCAUUGUCUGUUUUAGAUUUUAACUCCAUGAACCUCGUUAUCAUUCCUAACAAGGAGCUGUUGAUGUUAUGUGCGAAAUCAUCUAAGUAUGAGGACUUUAAUAAUCUUGGGGAGUGUUCCAUUGUAGGUGCUGGAGUAGGUUUUAUAAACAUUACGAACUUUUGUUUCGUUUUCUUUUUUUGGGGUAAGGCCCGUCCAAGUCUUUCAUUUCAAACGUGGGUCGGUCUUACUUGACAGGACAGCCAAGUCAUGCUUUGAAUGCGUCUUUAAUGUUCUCCUUCCUUUUUUUUGUUCGUUCUUGAUAAUUCGCAGCCCAUUGAUUCAUUCCCUUGCCUUCAAUUUGAAUUUGUUAAUCCAUCAAAUUCAGGUCGUUGGAGAGGAAGCCGCUAGUCUGGGUGUCUUUGGCCCAUGGAUUACCAAGUCGUACCUAGAAAUGAUUCUCGAAAGCAAAGGUUUGUUGUUUAUGCGGUUUUUUAUUUUUCUUCAAAUGGAUUGCUUAAAUGUUAUCCCCCUGCCAUUUGAAUCACUUAGGAGUUCCACGAGUAAACACACCACCACCUUUGUCAAAUGCAAUACCAACUGACAGCCAAGAAAAAGUCAUACCUCGACCAAGACCUAUUUCUUUGGCUACGAAUCUUGCCCAAAAGAUGGAGGAUCAGGGACAACCAUGGACGCGCUCUCCAACGAAGGCUGAUAUGGAGCCUAAUGCGCCUAAGUGGCAAUUCAUCCUUUCAGGUCAUUCUCAUAUAGGCAAUUCUUUAGUGCUUUCUCCUCCUGGUCAAUUAAUUUGCGUAUUUGAAUCUGAGGCUUCUUUGGUUCAUACUAAUUGUCUAUCACAUUAUGAUCUUUAUCAUUCCUGAUUUUUCAUCUAAUCCGUUUAAGUACCUCUAAAAAUUUGUUAGUUCUUAGUAAACAAGUUUUCUGGAAAUGUUUGCAGAUUCUUCUUCUCAAAGAACCAUGCAAUUGGCUCCUAUGCGUGAUUCGUAUGGUCUGGAUAGGGGUUUGCUUCUCUCUGUCCAAGGAGUUCAGGUUAAUACCAUGCAAAUUAAGCAGGGAUAAUUUCCCUUUCGAAUUAAAUUGUUCAGUGAACUGAUAUUGCAUGUUUACACCACUACAUCUGGAUUUCAGGCAUUGCUUGAGAGCCAAGGGUUCCCUGUUAUUGUUGGAAUAGGUAAUCUAUUUUCACGUUUUAUAUUUUGGAAUCUCUAAAUUAUUUUUUGCUUGAUGUAUAGAAUGCCGAAGUAAAGGGCAUAUUACUUCGUUUCUAACUAGUAAAUUGCCAAGAUAAAAGGUUUUUGAUUGAAAUGUAAAUUGAUUCGCUUGAGAUAUCGGAUUCAAAUUUCAAUCUAUUCAAUUAGGCAAGGCAUUUUCUCAACUCCGAGUAGUAAGGUUUUCUUAGGCGCGUGCACCAUAUUUAGGUCUUCAGGUGAUAAGCCCUGUGAAACAAGGGUUCUCUUCUCAUAUCAAUGACAAACAAAGGUCUUGAUGUUGUAGAUGUAGAUUAUGAAAUAUCAGUUGUCAGUGGGUAGAGGACAAUGGCUGGAUGCUCUUUUUGAGAGUCCUAUUUUUAUUAAUUGAUGAAUGUUUUGACAGUUGAGAUGCAUUGCUUUUAGUGAGAAAACUUUCUUUUGAUAAUGGAUUCCAAGUAUUCCAUUGUAUUGGAAAUAAAAAAUGGUUGUGAUAGUAAUCUACACCAAGGUGCUGCGGACUAAUCAAAAGACCGAAGGAAUUCCGCUUCAACACAUUGAAUUCUCAGUAUCCAUUGCUACGCUAACUGUAACAAAUAAAAUUAUAUUCAUUUACCAGCUUUCAUGUUUGAGUGAGCAAUUUUUAAUCUCCAUGGCCCCAUGGGUCACAUGGAGAAUGCUUCUCCCACUUUUUAUUAUUAUUAUUAUUUCACUAUUGACGAAGAACACCAGCAAAAGGUGGGAAAGAGAUGGAACACUGGGAAAACUCCUACGGCACAAGAGAAUUGUUGGAUAGUAGGAGAAAGCCGGAAACACCAAGAGAACCUGUUGGAUAGGAAGGAGGAUCUCUCAACUCACAUAAUAGUGUCAGACCAGAUAUUUAAACCAUAUUUUCAUAUAUCUAAUAGAUAUGUUUCAUGGCGAUUCAAGAUUGUUCAAAGGGCUAUUUCCUGUACAAUGUGUCUCCAUUUCAAUUUUCUUGUUAUUCUUCUAAAUAUGUUUUUUCAGCAGCUCUCUUUCAUUUUGUCGACUCUGGAGCAACUAUUUUUGCAGUUGGUGCAAAAAUUUUUUGCUCUCCACAUUAAUAUUUUCUAUAUUUUAUUGGACACAAAUUUUCUGGAUAAGGACGCAAUUUAAAUUUUUUUACACAAUUCUUCAGGAGGUCCGAGCGGAUCUGGGAAAACUAGUCUUGCACACAAAAUGGCAAAUAUUGUUGGUUGUGAAGUUAUUUCAUUGGAAAACUAUUACAAAUCUGAGCAAGUAAAGGGCUUCAAAUAUGAUGACUUCAGCUCUCUCGACUUACCUUUGCUAUUUAAGGUACAUAUACCUGUGAGUUUCUUUUCUAUCUGAUUCUAAAAAAAGCUUCUAUUAUUUUAAAAUCUUUAAUCUUUGAAAUGUGUUCUGUCAAAAUAUAAAUUCAGGUUUCUAUCCCUUGCGUCUGGCUGUGGUUCUUGUAUCUCUUCCAAGUGCACACGCCACAUUCCCUUAUAAGCCUAGAAUAAACGUAAUAAAGUGUUUUGGGCAUAGUUUUCAGUAUAAAAUUAUGAUAUGUGAACGACUGGAUGCGAUUGUAUCUUCUUAUCUUUAAUUUUAUGAUAGCCCUACGUUGCUUGCUAUAUAAUUCUUACAUAAUAAUUGUGACACAACAUCUUGUUACAUAUAGUUAAUUCAAUACCUUAAAUUUUUCUUGUAUUGCUCGUUAAUAGACUCAAUUUUCAAGUGGGUUUUCAUUAGUAAAUGAGAAAUCGUGAUUUGCUAACUGACAUACUAUAAUUAAUAAACAUGGGUCAAGAGUUGUCAGUAAAAAGAACCGAGAUAAUUAUAGAGGCUUCAUGCGAUUAUUAAUUGGGAUAACUGGGAAAUUGGAAUGCUCUAUCGGGUUCCUUUUACCUAAUAAAGCAUGCCUUGUUCACUAAUUAGUCCUGACCAUGACAACUCUAGAGCUCUCUCAUGACUGCUCCAGCCCCACUAUGGUAAAUUAUGGUGGUGAUAUCCUUUUUACCUUGAAACUCUUGGUGGAUUCUUGAAUGAAUCACCCUAGUUGGGAAAAAGGGAGGGUAAUUAAGAUGAUGCUCCAGUCGACUCUCCCUCCUGAGGGACUUGUCUCCUGAGAGCUAUUCCUCCUCUUCUGAGGGACUUAUAUUUUUAUAAGCAUGGUACAAGCUUCAGUCCUGAAUGGGAUAUGAGAAGUAGAGGCAUUUCAAGUGCUGCUGCACUAGUUGUUCUCGCUGCUGUCUCAUUUCUCUCUUCAUCAAGCUUAGAGGUACCUAUGAACCCGAAACCCCUGUUCCUGCAUCCCUUUUGUGAUCUAAGAAAUCUAUAGAUAUCCCAGUGGGGAUCCACUUCCUUCUUCCCUUGUUCACAGCACCCCUUGUUGUGUAUCUUCCUCUCACUUUACAAAAUCAUUACGUGAGUUAGCUCCUUGGUUUCUGAUACUCUGAAAUUGGUGUCAUUGUUUCUCGAAUUAUUUCUAAUAACUCUCUUGUUCCAGUUGUCAUUCAAAUUCUUAUAGUAUACUUAACUGAAUAAACGAUUCUAGUUUUCUCAUAUUGUAUCCCCUCUGUGAGUUUCUUGUGGGAUGCCCUUUCAUCUUUGUUGCCAGCUUCUAUUAUGUACUGCCAUGGUAUAUAUAUACAUACGUAGUGUCUUAACUUCAAAUGCCUUCUUGCGUUUUAUGUUCUUGCAGAAUAUUGAUGAUAUAAGGCACUGCCGGAAAACAAAGAUUCCCUGUUUCGAUUUUGAGAAAUGCAGCCGGGUUGGAUUCAAGGAACUUGAGGUUUCUGAAGAUUGUGGAGUGGUAUGAAUUAUAGUGAAACUACUAUGUAGUUUUUUUCUCGUGAAAGUUCUAUCUAACCUGUACUAAUGUUUCCAGCAGCAUGAAUACAACUUUUAACUUCUACUAAAUAAUCGCAUACCUUGGUGGCAGCCAUUAAGUUAUUGUUUUCCUCUGUCUGUCUUGUUUAUAUAUUUUUUGGAUUUAUUUAGUGAUUAUUAUCUAUGAUUUUCAAAGAUGUAAUGAAGUUAUUCUAACCUGUUUUUGUUAUGAUUGUUCUCGUUUCUUGAUGUCCACAUGAUUUCGAUAGGUUUAUUUAUUAAUUAUUCCUUUAAGAGAAUGCCUUGUAUAAAGAAGAUUAUAUUGGAUAUCCAUCUUAAUCUCUUUUCUUAUAUAUUCGGGGGGAGAGUUUUUUUUCGGAUUACUUACUAAUUUUUUUUUAUGUUCCCAGGAAUUCUUUUAUUUUGCAUGUUUGUACUGCUGGAUCAUCAUGCAUAGACAUUGUAUAGAGUACCUUUUUACUGCUCUGUAAAGUUCAUUAGAGUAUUAUGUGGGAAUUUGACUCAUCAAUAUUUUUUGAAAUUCUAGCCCAUGUUCAUCUGGUUUCGAAUAUCACCAAUUUGCAUUCAGGGCAAGCUAUGGGAUUCGGUUUCAAUUUUGGUGGUCCAAGGACCUUGCAGGAAAGCCAUAAAGUGGGCAUAUGGAGGACUUUGGUUAUUUCACAAGACAAAAUCUGAAUUCGAAUUCGAUGCUGCUUUUUGCCUCCUAUAUGUACCAAUGUGAGCUUAUUUCCUCAAAAACAAGUUUCCAUCCUUUCCAGGUCAUCUUUGAAGGAGUGUACGCAUUGCAUCCAGAUAUACGGGAAUCAAUUGACCUGUGGAUUGCUGUUGUAAGGCUCAAAAACCUUCCUUUUUCUUAGUAAACAGUCUUUUUACUCUGCUUUUAUCUUCAAAAGUUACGUCCAACAUUGAAGUGUUAUUUGGGAAUUAUGUAGGUGGGUGGUGUCCAUUCACAUCUUAUUUCAAGAGUACAGAAUGACAAGAGAAAUUCAGGGUGCUUAAUUUCUCAGAACGAGAUCAUGACAACAGUAUUUCCAAUAUUCCAGCAGCAUAUUGAACCACAUCUUGUUCAUGCACAUGUUGGUACAUGAUUUUUUUCCGCCAUUUAUGUCGAAGUUUAUUACUGCAUAGAAAACAUUUCCAAGUGUGUAACUGACAUCACGCCGCUUCUCUGAUUAGUGCAACAUCAGUUUGGUUCUCUGAUCUCCAUAAUUGAACCUUUUCUCUACCUGUUACAGUUGAAAAUACGAAAUGACUUUGAUCCUGUUCUCUCUCCAGAAAGUUCUUUAUUUGUUCUCAAAAGUAACAAGCAGGUAAACUGGUGAGAUAGAUUCUUGAUCUUGAUGUUUUGUAUGGAUAGUUUUAUCAUUUUGUUGUUUCUUUUGAGGAAUUAGGUGGUGCUCCAAGAUAUCCUUAAGGUGCUUGACUCUGGGAAAGUUUGCAGCUCAGUUCAAAACUUUACUGACAUAUAUUUGAAGCUGCCGGGAACACGUUCAAAUGGGAAACUGACAGAAAGUGAUUGCAUAAGAGUUCGAAUAUGUGAGGGAAGGUUUGCACUUUUGAUUCGUGAGGUGAUCCCCUAUUUUCGUCUUAGAUGUCCUAGUUGUGAUGUCUCUUGUACGUUGAGUGAUAUGCUUGUUAAUGGAGCUUUUUUUUUUUUUAAUUCUCUUAUUGCAUCAGCCCAUUAGGGAAGGUAACUUUAUUGUCCAGCCAAAAGUUGAUUUUGAUAUAAGUAUCAGCACCGUUUCAGGGCUUCUCAAUAUUGGGUAAGCAUACGUAAUUUGGAUUUCCAGAUUUCUAUACAUGCAUAUUCUGUCAUGACAACAGGUUGCUAGUUUUUAUCCCAUGGAAUUCCAUAUGUAUUGUACUCGUACUUAAUAUUUUGGUCUUGGAAUGGUGAUAUCUAUUCGAAUUGGUAGAUUCUUCCUUCUAUGGGUGAUUGUUUCUGCAUCCUGAAACCGACACUGGCGGUGCUUUCCUCUGCAAUGAUUUUCCUGGAAGAUUUUAGUUCUCUGUACUCUCCGUCUUUUAUGUGGCAUUUUAUAAAUGGUGACAGUGAUUUGAAGCACUUGUCAUUUUAGGGUGAAGGGGUGUUAUCUUGUAAACAUUUUACGACUGUAUUAUCAUAUAUCUCCUUGUGAUUACAGGAGAUCAUAAACCCAUGAUAAAAUAUUUAAUGGGAAAAUGAAGGAAUAGCAGACUAAAGCACUUUAACCUGGAUGGAUGUGCUUAUCAGAGUCUAUUUCGUGAAAUCACUCUUUGAAAACAUUGUAUGGUCAAUUGGAAUCGUUAUGAACCGCCGUCACGUCACUACUUUUAUGCUAACCCUCUCUUCUAUUCUAUUUUAUGUGAACGAGUGACCAUAUCUUUGAUUUAUCAUAUUUUGAACAAGGUUAGUUUACGUGAACACUUCUUACACCUAAGCUACUCUUCAGUAGUUGUAAGCUGAUUUUUGAAAUCCAAACUAAUUUUGAUUGUAACUAAUCACGGCCUAUUUUAGGUCAUAAUUAGGUGUUCUCAGCUGAAAAGGAGUAUAUUGCACAGAGAGGGUAUUUUCAAACCGUGCUUAUUGCCAUACAUGCGUAUUCUUUCUUCUGAGUCCUAACAUCACUAGGUGACUAGUGGGGGCAUCAGAUGUCCUCUACAUGAAAGCCUUUUUCUAUGACUGCUACUGGCGUCAAUUUCUUUUCUAAAAAAAUGGUGUCAGUGAUACUUUCGUCAUUUGAUAGCGCCGCUGUAAACUUCUAGAGUAAUCCAUUAUUCCCCUUUCCUGAUUUUGACAACUUUUUUCUUCCCUACUAUGCACCAAACUAUAUUGUGUUUAUUCCAUGGCUGCAAUGCAAACUUAAAUUAUAUAAAAAGAUAUAAUUAGUGUAUUCCUAAGAUAUCCUCUCUUUCUCUCUCUCCUCAUCUAACACUGAUCUUCGCUCCGUACAUAUAUAUAGCAUAUUCUCAUCCAUAAUGACUACAAGCUUUCCAUCUAAAAUUACUAGUCUUUUCUAUUUCUUUCCCUUUUCAGUGAUGAGUUGUAAUUUGGUCUUAAUUAAUAAACAAUUUCUUCCAUUGGUUGUUGUUUAUGGCAGCAUUAUUCUAACUCUCGCCAUUCAUAUGUUUAUAUACUGUAGUAUAAUCACGUUCAUGUCUUCUAUUGACGUACCAGAUAUCAGGCUGUCGCAUGCAUUGAAGCCUCUGCACUAAUUUAUCAAGACGGAAAGGUUUCUUCUGAACUUUCUUUCUUGAAAGUUGUCUUCGACACUGCUAGAAUUCAUGAUGGGGCUAGAUUUGAAACCCUGACAUAGGGUGAAUUUUUCGGUGAUAGUCACCUUUUAGCAAUAAAAAUGUGCUAUAUAUCUACCACUAGACUAUAUGUCUAAUGGUCUUCUCUGCUGAAUUUGUUUCAUCUCUCAGAUUCUUGUUGAAGUUGAUCAUUUAGAAGCUACGUCCGUACCCUACCUUCAAAUCAAAGGAACCAACAAAGAUAUAGUCGCAGCUGCUGCAUCAACAUUAAGCUUAGAUGGUUCCUACACAACAAAGGUUCGUCUCUGACACGCUAUAUUUUUUAGUUUCCUGCUUUCUUCUUAGACAUGAACACGUUAGUGAAUGCAGAACGUCAAGAACUUUAAAGAGUCUCCUCACUUCUAAACCUGUCUUAGAGGUGUUUUCCUUUAAUUAUUUGGUGUGAUUGUUAAGAAUUACGCAUCAUUCAUUAAAUUUUACAGACUUACCUUGAGAUCAUUCUCGAAAGUUUGCCACCUCUGGAAAGAAGUUAUUCUGGCAUUCAGAAUCGUCAAGCUGCGCGACUCCAGGAGCUAGUGGAGUUCAUCCUAGCCCAGGUCUGUUGUGCUAUUUAUCAGUUUUCUAUAGACUGUCAUCUCCAACAUAUUGGUCAGAAUUUGUUUAUUGCUUUAAUGUCAUCCUCAUUUUCAGGAAAUAAGUAGAAAAAAUAUAAACCCCGUGCUUUGUCUUUUUUCUCUAAUAUAUGAACCACUACUAAAACAAGCUUAUCCAUGAAUAUUGUUCUAUUUUGGUUCAUCUUCAUUCUAUUCAUUUAGCAUGCGAAAUAUAGAUAGUGGUCAGUAGAUUGGCUAAUUUUCUUACUUAAACUGGACAUUUGUUUGCCUAUAACUAAUCCAUGGCAUGUGGAAAUCCUCAGCAUUUCUGUUUUUUUUUUUUUCUCUUUCCGAAGAUCAAGGAGAACGAUUCCACACAAAAAGUUUUUUUACCAACGGUUCUGUAACAUGGAUAAUGGACUAGAAUCAUGAAGCCCCAUUUAAAUCUGCAUCAUCAACCAAAACAGAUGGAGAUGCAACAUUGAAUCGGACUGAUCCACCUCAUAAAAGCUCGUCCCAUGUCUCCAUCUUCUAGGCCUUGUUCGUCACAAUAUCAAGUCUUAUAUCAGUCUUAUAUUUUCCAGAGUUUUUCAGAAUCAGUGAAAGAAAAAAAGGGAAAAUCAAAGUCAAAACAGUUGACUUCAUCUCAUCGGCGGCAGAUGAUCUUGAGCGCUCCCUAUCUUCCUCUUCUUAUAGCAUGGGACAAUUAGGUCAUCUAGUAAUCAUCCUACUAUUAGAACAUAUUGGCAUAGAACUCAUUCAUUUUGCUUCUCAAUGCCCCCUCUUCUUGAGUUUAUUGAUAAAAUCAGGAAAGAAUCUCAUAAUAUAUGCCAACGUUAUAAAAAUGGUUCAUAGGAAGUCAACUAGGAUCAGAUCAAACCAGAUCUGCUGUGGACCAGAAUCUGGUUCCUAUUCCCCUCUGGUCAAUUCCCGGAUUCCAUUCCUUCUUCUCCGGGCAAAAACCAGCUAAUAAAAUAUAUGUAGGUUUUGGCGUUCAUCUUCCUGGGUCACCAUGAUUUUGAGGAAGCCAACGAGGAAAAUGUGAUUUGAACAUUAAAUGAUUAUCUUUAAUGAUGCCAUCUUCUUUCGCUUAUUUUUUUCCUGUUUAUGCUAAUUAUAGUAAAAAAAUAAAAUCUGAAGACCUAAAGAGGAUAGUUUUCUGGAUUAUAAAUCGGGCAUAAUGACACAUAAUCAGAGAUCUCCAUAUGAUUGCAGGUGGGAAGUUCUGGCUCAGAAUCUCCUCCAAGCAGGGAGGUCUCAUCGGUUGAUGGCUCGAUCGAAGAAAUACAUCUGAGGUUAAAACAUCUUGAGAGAUGGCAGGCCAUCAACAUGGUAAGCCCUCAUCUUUCUAGAUUAAGCAAAAUCUUUUCAUCCUUUUUUGGAAUCGUCAGCCCACCCAAGUCGGAAUCAAUUAUCCAAAAACAACCAUUGAAUAUUCAUAACCAUAUCAGGCUAUCCAACACAGACCGCAUCACCAAUGAUCAUAGGUUGACUUCUAUGGAAAAACCAGCUUUAUUGUGAGAAUAUUGUUGAAUAUUUUUCUAUUUCAGGUUUUGUGGACGAUUCUGAUGUCCACAAUCAUUGGUUAUUCACUCUAUAAAAGGAAGCAACACUAA
Messenger RNA from Spirodela intermedia, 16191 nucleotides. The record is from the annotation of a GenBank genome assembly. Lineage: Eukaryota; Viridiplantae; Streptophyta; Magnoliopsida; Alismatales; Araceae.